GAUGCAGAUGAAAAUAAGGCUAUUGUGUUUCUGGAAUGUGAGAGGUCUGUACAUUGUGAAAAACAUGCCUCUGUUCGGAAAGUCUCAAAAGAGUCCGGCGGAGGUGGUAAAAGCUCUAAAGGAGGCAGUAAAUGCAUUGGAGCGUGGUGAUAAGAAGGUAGAAAAGGCUCAAGAGGAUGUCAGUAAAAAUUUGGUACACAUAAAAAAUAUGCUUUAUGGUACAGCUGAAACUGAGCCCCAAGCAGAUAUUGUUGUUGCCCAGUUGGCACAGGAAUUAUACAAUAGUAAUUUGUUGCUUCUACUUGUGCAGAAUCUUAGUCGCAUAGAUUUUGAGGUUUUUAAAGAUGUGGCUCAAGUGUUUAACAACAUACUACGAAGGCAAAUUGGAACCAGAUCUCCGACAGUGGAAUACAUAUGCACUAAACCAGAAAUAUUAUUUACUCUUAUGUCUGGAUAUGAACACCAAGAUAUCGCCUUAAAUUGUGGCACUAUGUUGAGAGAGUGUGCGAGAUACGAGGCCUUGGCUAAAAUAAUGAUCUAUUCGGACGACUUUUACAAUUUUUUCAGAUACGUCGAAGUGUCGACCUUCGACAUUGCUUCCGACGCAUUUUCUACAUUCAAAGAAUUACUUACCAGGCAUAAAAUACUGAGCGCUGAAUUUUUAGAAAUAAAUUACGAUAAAGUUUUCUCUCAUUAUCAAAGGUUAUUGAAUUCGGAAAACUAUGUAACGCGACGACAGAGUUUGAAACUGCUAGGGGAACUUUUACUCGAUAGACACAAUUUUACUGUAAUGACACGAUAUAUUUCGAAUCCUGAUAAUUUGAAGUUAAUGAUGAAUAUGCUCAAAGAGAAAUCACGUAAUAUACAAUUUGAAGCGUUUCAUGUUUUUAAGGUGUUCGUGGCGAAUCCAAACAAGCCGAAACCAAUUCUAGACAUUCUACUGCGCAACCAGGAGAAGCUAAUCGAAUUCCUGACGCGUUUUCACACUGAUCGUUCCGAGGACGAGCAAUUUAACGACGAGAAGGCGUACCUAAUUAAACAGAUUCAAGAACUUCAAUCUGUACAUGAGAAUUAAGUCCAAAAUACAAGUUAUUGCUACAGCUACCGUUAACUACUACUAUUGAAGUCUAUUCAGCUGCUGUUGCCACUGUUACACCAUCACAGUCACUGAUGUAGCCAACUACCAUUAUUUUUUUCCUCUCUUUCUGUCUCUUACUCUCCCUUUCUUUCACUUGUUAUAAUUAUCGUU
Molecule: messenger RNA, 1249 nt
Organism: Dufourea novaeangliae
Lineage: Eukaryota; Metazoa; Arthropoda; Insecta; Hymenoptera; Halictidae
Gene: Mo25
Product: protein Mo25
Exons: 8
Coding region: 2-1075 (357 amino acids)
Biological process (GO): intracellular signal transduction
Molecular function (GO): protein serine/threonine kinase activator activity
Source: RefSeq, a predicted model, not a curated record